UCUGUUGCCGACGACGGGUAUGCCGUUCAGAGAAAAUACCCUCGCACGCGCUACAGUCGAGGAGCCGAAACCCGAAACUCGGUCGCCUAAACGCGCACGGCACACCCCUCUGAGUACACCUGAGCUAGAUUCUGAUGUAUCUAGUCUUCCCUCCACACCCCUAUCGACUCCCAGUCCUGUCGCGCGUUUAUCCCGACCGACGCGUCCCCUGCCCCGUAAUUCCAACAAGCAGAAACCGAAGGGAAAUCGUUCGAAUCCCCAAAAGGACUGCGAUGACGACUUUCGGCUUGGUGGUAAGCCUAAAGUUUCUGCGAAUCAUCGUCCUCGCGGGACAGGACAUAUUCCGUGCGGGAGUUGCUCGGGCAUGUUCCAGCGGCAGAAUGAUCGCAACAGACAUCAAUUGCGAUGUCCCGAAAGAGAACUCGAGUUGGAGGAAAAGAUGCGGUGCCAGGGUUGUAGCAGGCUGAUGUCACGCAAAGACGCCUUAAAGAGGCAUCAACGCACCUGUCGCAAGCUGAAUUAGGUUGAGGAGGAACAAGGGAUGACAGGGAAGAAGCUUCUCUGAUAGUUUGAUAUUGCUAUGUUUCAUGCUGUGAAA
Guyanagaster necrorhizus is the source of this 598-nucleotide messenger RNA. RefSeq lists its product as uncharacterized. The record is from RefSeq and is a predicted model, not a curated record. The annotation marks the transcript as partial. The transcript is spliced from 2 exons. Lineage: Eukaryota; Fungi; Basidiomycota; Agaricomycetes; Agaricales; Physalacriaceae.